AUGGCUGAUGAAAUUCUAAAAAUUAAAAAGGACAUAGCUUUAAAUCAUGCGGUGAUAUUUAUUGGUUCAGGUAUAUCUACUUACACAACCAACAGUGAACAAGAUGUUUCUCACUUUAAGGGAUUAUUAAAAAAUGGGUUACAACAAUGUCACCAGUCAGGAUGGAUCAGUGAUAAAGAAUUCGAGGAUUUCAAUAUUAAGUUCCACAGUAACACAGCUGAAGUUGAUGACUAUUUACUUGCUGCCGACCGAAUUAAGUACUACUUCAAAAUGCAAAGUGAUGCAACGAACCAUGAUCUUUAUAAAUCAUGGUUAAGAGAAACAAUUGGAAAUUUAUCAGUUAAAAGACCAGAACUUAUUAAUGCUAUCGGAGAAUUGGGAUGCCCUAUUCUCACAACUAACUAUGACUCACUUCUCGAAGACAUACUUAAUAAAAAAACAUUAAUUUGGAAUGAAUAUGAUGCUAAUAGUAUGGACAACUCAUUGGAGAAUUUGAAAAAUUAUAUUUUACAUGUAUACGGAUAUUUUAAAGAACCGGAUAGUGUAAUUUUCAAUAGUGAUGAUUAUAAUAGAUUUCUGGAAAAUGAAUUUAGGCAAUCACAACUGAGAGCACUUAUAGACGCAAGAAGUUUAUUAUUCAUAGGAUAUGGUGCCAGAAUGUCUGAUCCAAAUUUUUCGAAUUUAUUAAAAUGGAUAUUUCAUGCAACAGGUGAUAAACCAUUGUCAAUUUAUAAAUUUAUUAUAUCAAAUAAAAAUAAAAUACUCAAUCAAACAUCAGAUGUUUCAUUUUUGGAAAAUAUUAGAGAAGUUCAAUAUGGCAAUAAUUCGCAAGAUUUAUUAUAUUUUAUAAAAAGUCUUAAGCCAUUUACAUCAAUCAUACGUGAAAAUUUAUUAUUAACGAACAAAAAAGAAAAGAUUCUCAAAAAAUAUUUGAAUUAUCUUAUCAAUGAAUAUGGGCAUGUAUCAAUUUUUGGAUACUCUAAUAUUAACAUGAGUUUACCAUUAGAAAGUAUUUAUGUAGAAUUAAAAUUUGAUCCAACACAUCCAUCGAUUAAAGCCAUGAAAAUGCUCGAAAUUUAUGAAGAAUUUAAACGUAAACUUCUAUCUCCAGAUUUUUUCAAUGAGACUGAAAGAAAACAAUUGCAUAGAGCUAUCAUAGAAAAAAAUGCAUACAAUUCGGAAACGAUCUAUCGAGAUUUCAUGAUUGAACAAUGGUUAAAUAUACUAUUAAACAACAAAAAUAUAUUUACUGAAAACGAAGCAACUAGUAUUAAAAAUAAAGUAAAUCGAUUAAAACGAAGUAUUUUAGAAAACAAUAAUCUUAAAGAAGCAAAACAAUAUCAAAUUCAACAAGUAUAUUUUAAGUUUAAACAUUUUUUAAUAUUAGGUCAUCCUGGUUCAGGCAAGACCACUUUAUCAAAAUGGUUGGUAAUGAACAUGGCUAAACAGUGUCUAGGUGAGGAAAAUAUGUUAUUUGAAUGUGAUUAUUCUACGAACAACAAAAUACCAAUUCUUAUUCCAAUAUGGAAAUAUGUUGAUCAAUUAAAAGAAAAUCGAAAUCAACGAAAAAAGACUUUACUUCAAUUUAUUUAUGAAAAUCCUACUCUCGAUUCAACAUUUUUCACUGAUGAUGAGCGACAGGAAUUAUCAACUUGUAUUGUUGAAUCAUUAUUGAAAGGAAAUGUUUUAGUUAUUUUCGAAGGAUUAGAUGAAGUUCCUGCUCAUAUCGAUCGAUCUGAUUUAAUGAAAGAAAUAAAUACAUUAUUAGAACGAGGAAUUGAUUAUGACAUUAUAUAUGAUAAAGUUACGUAUUCAAUUCAUGAACAAAAGGAAAUAAAUAAUACUAAGGAUCCUAAUAUUGGAAAUCGGUUUAUUAUAACAAGUCGUAUCGAAGGAAAUUAUUUUGAAGAUAUUAAUUUUUACAUUCCAAGAUUAACUAUUGAAGAUAUGUCUAAUGAUGCUCUUAAAUUAUUUUGUAGUUCAUAUAUGAAAUCUAUUAAAAAUAUUUCGAUUAAAUCAGAUAAAAUCAGUAAAGAAUAUGAUUCUAAUCAACUAUACAAUGAUAUAACGCAAAACAAAGAUAUUUUUCAGUUGGCAAUUAAUCCACAAUUAGCUAGUGUAAUUGCUGCAAUUUAUAAUCAAUAUGAAGAUAAAUUACCAGAGAAAAGAAUUGAUUUAUAUGAAAAAGCUAUUGAAAAGAUGAUAGAACGUUUAGUAACUUCUUAUAUAAAUUGUAAAACAAAUGAUCUCGAUAAAGAAUUUGAAUUAAAUGCUACUAUGCUAUGGUCAAUAUUACAAGAAAUAGCUGAUUAUCUACAUAAUAAAGUUGAAGGACUAUCAGAGAAUAUUUUAAAAGAAAUAAUAAGAAAAUAUUUAACAAAUUAUCAAAAACAAUUAUCAACAAAUUCUAAAACAAACAUUAAUGAUUUAAUCUCAAAGCUUGUGGAUAUUUUUAAAUAUCAAGCAGGUUUACUCAAUGAAUUUGGUCAUAAUAGUUUUCGAUUUAUACAUCGUACAUUUCAAGAAUAUCUUGCAGCUAAAAGUAUUAUCUAUUCUUAUGGUAUCGAACGAUCUGAAGAAAUGAUUUAUCGAAAUAUUCAUAAAAAAAUUGGUAUUCCUAAUUGGAGAGUUCCUCUUAGUAUGACAUUUGGAAUAUUAAGUAAAUCAAUUAAACAUAGUCUAUUAUUUAACAAUAUUAUUACAAGAUUGUUAAAAGAUGAACAAAUUUCAUCAAAUACAUCCUCUUCUACACUUCUAGUACCAUUUGUCAUCAUUGAUUCAUUAAAUGAUACGUACUUUUCGUCCAAAGAUAUAGAAUUUGAAUUGAUUCGAAAAUUAGCAGAUAUGCUAUUGUUAGAUUAUAAGAAUAUGUCUGGCUUCUCACGAUUGAAAGAACAUCAAGAAUUAAUUCAGUCAUAUUUUAUGAAACUGAAAAAUAAAUAUGCUAAUAAAUGUACAGAAUGGUUUAUUGACAAAAUCAAUCAUGAAGAAAAUAUUGCUGCGUGUGCUAAUAUUAUUUAUCAACUUAAAUGGUAUCAUCCAAUGUUUCAUGAAAUAUUUCUAAAGAAUUUACACAAUGAUUCUAUCAUUUGGAAUUGGCCUAUCGAUACCGUGUUACGAUUCUAUGCAAAUGAAAUUAAAGAUGAAGCAGUUCGAACUCAAUUAAAAUUUCAAAAUGCGAUAAAUAACAAUUCAAAAAUGAUCAUCUAUAUUGAAAAUCAUAACAAUUGGUUAUCUCUAAUUACAGCUCUUUAUGGAGGAUAUAAAAAUUAUAAUAUUCAAGCAACAAUUUCCGAAUAUUAUGAAAUCGUUCAAUUUCUUGGAUUAAGUGAUAAUGAAAGAUUACCAUUUAUUUUUUAUUAUCAAGAAAUUUGGGGUAGAGAUGAUGCAGCCUAUAAUAUGGCUGUGUAUCUUGAUACCUUUGUGCCUAAAGAUCAUUGGAACGAAAAACCAAUGUUUAAUAAAAAUCAAAUCUAUAAAGAAUCAUUUUUGACAAACAAAAUUCUCGAAUUGCUUGAAGAAGAAAAAUCUACGACAGAACUGACAGAAGAUUUACGAAAACAAGUAAACCACAAAUAUUUAAAUAUGAAUGAAGAAAUAGAAGCAUUAAUUGCAUUGCUCGCUCUAGGAGAUUUCAAUUUUAUAAAUACUAUUAUAAAUGAACGAGACGAAAUGUUUAUAAAAAACUUCAGAAAUAGAAUAGAACAACUUAUUGAUAUUUUGAAAGAUCCAAUAGCCAGAUGGUCUUCACAUAUUGGUCAGUAUUUACUUGAAAUUUAUAACGAUAUGAAAGUGAAUCCGUAUAAAUAUACUCUAAGUUUUCUAAACUAUUGCACAAUAUAUUUAUCAUUAAUAGUCAAUGCUGGAGGCUUACCAAUUGACACUAAGAUAUUAGCUGAAGCAGUAAGCAAUGUUGAAGAUAAAUACAGUUUAUAUGCAGAAUAUUUUGCCUUUCAAUUUACUAGUGCUGUUGAUGAUGAUUUCCGAUAUAAAAUCGCUGUAUUAUGUGAUACAUACAUUCCUUCAAGUAAAACUGACCAAAUUAUAAACUCAUUUUUAAACAUCAGUAAUGCUAUUCAGAUCAAUAAACCAAUUCGAGCAUAUCCAUGGGCUACAGAUUUAUUUACUUUUAAAUCAAAUGAUGACGAUGAUAUACCAAUAGCAUUUUUCAAUUGUUUAGAAAACAUUAAUACUAAUGUGCCAUGUCUAGUAGAUACUGUUUCUCACAUGUUCUUUAAAGAAGAAUAUUUCAAUAGAAAUCCUGAAUUGAUUCCAUUAGUUAUAUUGUUACACUUUGGUAUUAUGUCAAAAGAUUUAGAUAGGUUUAAGAUCUACAAAAAUUUACUACCUGAAUUGAUUGAAAAACCAGAUGUAAAAGAUUUUUUAUUUGAAAAAAUUCAAACAAUGUGUAAUCCAUAUUAUAAAUCAAGAGCAUUAUAUCAAUUAGCUGAAUUUUAUGAUGAAAAAUGUUAUGAACUCUUAAAUGAAUCUUUUAUAUUAACAAAAAAUAUUCAAAAACCAAUAUUAAAGUUUCAAGUUUUGGAAAAAAUUUUUUGCAUUAUUCAUUAUAAAGAAGUAGAACAGAAAUUAUUCAUCGAGCAAGUAAUCAAUGAAUUAAUUUUAACAUUUGAUCAUAUUGAAAAUCUUUAUAAUCGAAUUAUUGCAUCAAUAAGAUUAUCAUUUUAUAGAUCAGGAGAUUUUCGAAAAAAAUAUUUAACAAAUGCUGUAGAAAUGCUAACUAGAAUGGAUGAAAAUGAUGAUAAAAUUAAACUAACUAUUAAAUUAAAAUCUUUAAUUAAUAUUUAUGAUGAUCUUCAAAUUAAGUUGAAUGAAAUUAUAGACAGUUUCAAAAACAAAAUGAAUAAUUAUUUUGUUAAUUCUUACUAUGGACGAAUCUUAUUAUAUACUGAAACAUUUCAUCUUCGUUCUUCAAACUUAAGUUUAGAUACAAAUCAAAAUUUAGAAAAUAGAGAUGAUAAUAAACAAACAGCAAAUAUUUCAAAUUAUAAUGAACUUCAAACUUUAUUUUUAUUAUUUGCACAAUUGAAUGACACAAAACUAGUUAUUGAUAAAACAGAAAGUACAAAUCAAUUAUGGACUAAUCUUUUUAAAGAUACUGAUAAUCAAUCAAAUAUUGAAAAGAUAUUAAAUAUUGGUUUACAUAAUGAAAUAUUUUUGACACCACAAAUAGCCAUAAUUAUUGAUGAAUUGUUACAACUAGGAAAACAAGAUAGUAUUUCAAUAAUUUUUCCAUAUAUUAUAAAACCAUCUAAUGAAGUAUUACCAAUUGUUCAAAAAUGGUUUACUCAGCAUAAUAAUAAUUCAAUUAAAAAUUUAGCAGCUAUUCUACUUGCAGAAGCAAAGCAUGUUUUUGAAUCAGCAAUCGAUACAAUUGUUGAUUUACUAAUAAAUGAUAAUGAUCAAAUGAGAUAUAGAGCUCAACGAAUUUUUCAACAUCCAGAAAGAGAUGUCAAAGAACCAAGUAAGAGAAUAUCUGUAAUAGGAGAAAAGACAUUGACAAAAAUUCUUGAAUAUGCAUGGGCAAAAAAGCAUCUUCCACGAAUUCGAGCUUAUAUUGCUAGUUUUUUCUAUGACUUAUUAUGGGAUGAUCCUCGAGUUUUUCGUCACUUAAAUGAACAUAUAAAUCAAUUAGAAGAGAGAACCUUUGUCAAUGAACGAAGAAUGCAGUUCUUAGAUAGGAUUCAUUUCAUAAAUGAACAUACUUGGAAUUCAAUAAUGCGAACAUUAGAAUCAUCACGUAAUCCAACAUCAAUAAAAGAACUACUUUACUCAACGAUGAUGUUAACACAGAAUGAUCAAAUUAAACAAGAAAAUUGGAUUGAAUUUUCUAGAAUAUUAUCAGUUACGGAUAUAAGCCAGUUUAAAGAAAGACUUUUCUUCAUAUAUAACGAUGUUGAAAGAAUAGAAUUUAUGCUCGAUAAUGUUUGUGCAUUAACAAAUAUUAAUGAUGAUAAAUAUUUCGAAAUUAUUGAAUCACGAUUGAUUCGAGAAAUAUCCGUUGGAUUUGAGAAUCUCUCACAAAAUAGUUAUAACGAAAUUAAACAUAUAGGUCGCUGCAACUUGUACCUUUCUACUGACUUGAAUCAAACUGUAUUGAAUAUGUUAAAUAAUAUUUCAAUAAAUAUUGUUCUUGUGGAAAAUUUAAUAACAUG
Messenger RNA from Rotaria sp. Silwood1, 6173 nucleotides. Lineage: Eukaryota; Metazoa; Rotifera; Eurotatoria; Philodinida; Philodinidae. The record is from the annotation of a GenBank genome assembly.